Molecule: messenger RNA, 1671 nt
Organism: Stylophora pistillata
Lineage: Eukaryota; Metazoa; Cnidaria; Anthozoa; Scleractinia; Pocilloporidae
Molecular function (GO): protein binding
Source: RefSeq, a predicted model, not a curated record
GCCAAAAAGAUUGGGUCCUAGGAAACAAAAUGGCGUCUGUUUUCAUUGGAAGUAACUGUGUUUGAAAAAAAAAAAUCGACUUUGAGCAAUGUCAGUCAGAGAAGCAGAUAGUGCACGCACUUUUGAUCUUAGUCUGUACACAUCUUUGACGGCAAGUCGAGCGAAAGACUUCGAACUUGGCGAAGAGGACAUUAGUGCAAAGAGCGAAGACCUUAAUCCACCGUUGCCAUCGGAUUUUGUCAGUUUCUCCUUGCCUCCGUUGCAAGAGGCGGCGGAAAGAGGUGAUUCAGAUUCUGUAGCCCGACUACUUUUGGAUAAAGAUAUCGAUGUGAACGAGAAAGCUGGAGGCCAUCGAGCUCAGAGGACCGCUUUGCAUCGCGCCGCGGGGUAUGGGCAUCUGACGGUUGUUAGACAGCUUCUUAGGGCAGGUGCAGAUCCUAUCAAAGGCAGCAGUGUGCAAAGGACCCCCCUCCAUGAAGCGUGUAUUGGUGGUCACACUCAUGUGAUGAAAGAACUUCUGAAACAUAUCACAGAUAUCAAUGUUGCUGACUCUAAUGGACAAACUAGUGCUCAUCUUGCUGCAUAUCAUGGUGAAAGUGAAUGUCUUGAAAUCUUGAUAAUGACUGGUAGUAACAUGGUAUUAGAGGAUAAACAGGGACGUACUCCAGCUCACUUGGCAGCAAUGAAAAAUCAUGGCUUUGCCUUAAGGUGUCUCAUAGAAAAUGAUGUUGAGGUUACCUGUGUUGAUGAUCAAGGACGCACACCUGCUCACUAUGCAGCAAGUGCUGGGGGCUUGGAAGCUUUGAAAACUCUUGCACACAGUGACAUUGAUGUCAAUUCUAGAGAUACAGCAGGAUGUGUGCCAGCACAUUAUGCUGCAGCACAUAAUGACUGCCACUGUUUGGUGUUUCUGUUGGGUUCAGGGUUGGCAAAAAUAGAUGUUAGGGACAGAUCUGGAAAAUCUUUGCUUCAUGUGGCUGCUCAAAAUGGUUCUACAGAAUGUGUCCACUGGCUCCUGGAAAACAGAACAAAUCCCAACAUCAGAGAUGGUUGUGGUGCAACACCAGCCCAUUUAGCUGCAUUAGGAGCUCACUUACAAAGUGUUAGCUGCCUGAUUAAACACAGGGCAGACAUGAAUGCGCAGGAUGGCAGUGGUGAUGUACCACUUGAUUAUGCCAAGAGGACUGGCAAUCCUAAUUCAUUUCUAAGAGCAGUGAAUGGAGAAACUCCUUGUAAGUUUUGCACUUCUAAGCAGAAGGAAAUUGAGUAUGAUUUGGCACACCAGCCAACAGCAGUGGAAAAAAGUAUCAUAAAACAAGAGUCAGAAAUAUUUGUCUCACCAGAGGGAUCUGAGGACAGUGGCGUCAGGGUCCGUCAGGUUCGUUCAUCCCAUUCUUCAAAACGACCUUUGUCCAAGUCAAGGGGAGCUCAGCAAACUCUUCCAAAACGAGACCUGGCAACCAAAUACUUUGGAGAACAUUUGUUUUCUCUUCCAGCCAGCAUUGCUGGCUCAGAUUCAGCUUUGAGUACGGGCAAAACUCAGGCACUUCGCAGGAAAAGAUAACCUCAGUGGCAAGAAAAAAAGAUAAAACUGUAUUUAUGUAAAUAACCCUUCUACCCUGUGUCUUUUUAUUUUUAAAGAAAUUGUAAUAAAGAGCUUUAGAUACCUUG